UAUGGUAAUAAAGUGUAAAAAAAAGGAUGAUAGUCUGACAGGUAUUAAAGAUAUUCCAUCUUUUGAGGAAAAUAAUUUACUAAGUAAAGAUUACGAACCGCCUAUAAAACGAAUUAGGAGUAGUACUCCAGAAGUUUCUUCUAAUUACGUUAAUUCCCGGAAUUUUAAUAAAAAUUCAGCGGUUCAAGGAAUUUAUCAACCUCCUAAAACUAGUACGAAUGUGACAUCUACUAACCGUCUAAAUCCUGUUGAAGGAGAAGUGAGAUCGUUAGAGAACAGAGAUGACUUAUCUCCAAAUUGUCCAAAUACGAUACGAGUUAUCAAAUGGCUUUAUCAGGGUGCUAAGAGAGCAACUGGAAGUUGUACUGGAAAUCCAACAGAUGGAAAGGAUCAAAUAUCGAAAACUUUCAUAGGUGGAUCCUAUUCAGCUCAUAAAAAGUAUAAUAAAUGUUCAAUUGGUAGUAAAAGGUAUAGGAAUUUAGGAACGAAUGAAACCGGCUCAUUUGAUACUGACGACUCCAAAAAGUCAACAUCCUUCAGCUCAAUGGGAAAGCAGCGGAAACGGAAGAAUAAGAAAGAAAAGCAUUCUAAGAAAAUAAGGCCAGUCAGAAGAGCUGAGAGAAUCUUACAAAAAAUAAAAAAUGCUACCUUUAAACGGAAGAAGAAGAGGAAAAAGAAGAGGAGUAAGAAUAAGAAAGAACAAAGGGUAAAGAAAACCCAAAUAAAGAAAUGUAAAGAUGAUAAAAAAGAGAAGGAAGAAUAUGAUCAAAUUCAGGAAAUGAAGGAAAAAGAAAAAGAAGACAAAAAGAAGAGCAAGAAAAAUCACCAGACAUCAGAAGAGGAAAGGGAAGAAAAUGAAAAAAGAGGAAAGAGGAAAAAUGAUAAAUCAUUAUCAGAUAUUUUUCAAAGUUCACAAGAUGAUGUAAAAAACUUUGAUUUUCAUACAGAAAACUCAAAUAGGCUGAAAUCUGUUGAAUUUCGAAAAACUCAACAAACACCAAACUUUCAAGUUAUUUCAACAAGCUGCUCAACAACAGAAUCUUUUAAUAAGAAAAGUAAUGUUGGUCAUAGGAGAACGUUUCAUCUAAAAAGUAUGAAGGAGAUCAACUCUUCCCCAAGGAACUUGGGGCGGAAGAAAAGCUCUCGUAUAAUUAAUUUAAAGGUCAAUAAAAACUCAAAAUAUCUUGAACCAUUCCUUAGAGAUGAUUGGCUGGGCGAAAGAAUAUCUAAUUCUUCGCUGCAAUUGAGAUACACAAAAUCUUAUGAAUGUUCAACUAAUUACCCAAAAAGAGGAGAUUAUCCCAUUAAGAAACUACAAAAAUCUUCAUCAUGCUAUAUGCUAGCGAAUAAUAAAUAUAAAAAGACGAUUUCCUAUUGUUCUACAACUGCUGAAACAUCAGAUAAAUUUCAAUUAACGCCAUCUAGUGGUUAUACGUACAAUACUAGUCUGAUGGAACAAUUCUAUACGAAGCGUCUAAAUAAAUUAGUCGAAGAUGAAUGUUUAACAGUUAUAGCGAAAUUAAUAUGCGCCGAAAGGUUAAAUUUAACAUUACCAAUUGAAAGUAGAAGAAAAACUAAAGAUAAUAGAAUAUUAUCUAUAAGUAACGCUACGAAUUCAUAUAAUUUGGCGUCAACUUUGUCAACGCUUUCUAACGUGUCGACAAAUACAAUAUUAUCUGAUCCAAACUCAUUAGAUUUACCUUUAAAGAUUAGAUUUUAUAAAAGAAAUCUUACACGGCAAGGUCUCGUAGAUAAUUGUGAUAAAUGGAAACAAUAUAACUUAGGAGAAAAUAAAGGAGAUGAAGUCAACCAUCAUUAUUACAAGAUUAAUGGACGUUACUUUUAUAAGGAAGAUGUAUUAUCACCGAUAAAUAGAAAUAGGAAGGAAAGUAUAUAUUCCUAUCCCGAAUCUGAUCAUUAUGCGGAUAGACAAUAUCGUAAUAAACGUAAUUCAACUGUAAAGUUAGAUAAGUUCGGUAGGGAAGCAGUUAAUCCUAAAUAUCACUCUAACUCAAAGAGGCGUAGGCGUUUGUCAAAGAAUUUAAAUACGAAUGCUGUCCGUUCGAAAGAUAAAUCAAAGCAGAACUUAGUAAAAGAUCAAAAUUUAUCAGAUUUACAAACAACUAUAAAAAAUUUAUCUAAUAAUAAUCCCGAUUCUAAGAAAAAACCUAAAAGAGAACCAAGAGUUAAAGAUGAAAGUAAUGCUAAUAAGGGUUGGAGGGAGAAGUUCUUAGAUCGUAUCUCGUCCGUUUUUCGAAAUCGAUUACCUGAAGGAUCAAGGUCGUGUUGUCAGUCGAAAGUUGAAACCUUAAAAGAUCAACAUAUACCGCCUCAAGUCAGCUUAGGAGAAACGGUUGUUAAUGAGGCAAACAAAUCUAAAAUACUCCUACCGUUACGGACAAUUAUUCAUACCUUAAAAAAAAAGGAUGCUUAUAGGGAUAAAACGAACAUGACAUCGUCGGAAAGUAUUGAUAAUCUCCUUAGACGUCAUCAUAUUAAAGUUGACCUUUUAAAUGAUAGCCAAUUGAAAUUAAAGAAGGCUUCUCGUCCUAAUCACGAGUUCCAAUUGGAAAAGGGCUCGAAUUCUGAUGUAGAAGAUUCCGACAAUCAUAGUAUAAAUAUACAUUUGCCAAAUCAUGAAAUUCUUCACGAAAUUAAUUUAAAGAAUGAUAAGAGGGCGGCUAUUCUUGUUAGGAAAAAAUGGCAUAAGCAAGAAAAAAACCUAGAUAAAUCGUAUCUUGUUGACGAUAAUCAUACAUGCUCCAAUUCCAUUUUAAAGAGGCUACAAGAUGUAGACUAUUAUCCUAAAACUAGAUCUAGUCGGGAAAAAUCAGUUAAGAGUUUGUCUAAGGAAGAUUCAGACAAACAGCAGGAAUUUAGACCAGCAAAAAUAAUAAAUUCAGAAUAUAUUCUUUUAAAUUCUGACAAUAGACUCUCCUUUCGAGAUUGUGAUGGGGAGAAGGCCAACUCCAUUCAGAGCUGUUUUGAGUUAGAUACUAACAAUAACAAGAAGAAAAGCGAGAAAGAUGGUGAUAAAUCUAAGAGUAAAAGCAAAAAGAAGGAAAAGAAUGAGAAAAGGAGGCUAAAGAGUAAAAAAGACGAAAAGAAAGAUAAAAAAAAAAGUAAGAGUGAUAAAAAUAGACGAAAAGAAAGUAAAAGUGUUGCUAUUGAUGCUACUUCGAUGUCUACUGAUGAUCCUACUCUUAUUUCAAAGGGAGAUGAUGUUACCAUACCAAUUACAUCAAAUCUUAAAAAAUCUUCAGGCUUAUCCAUGGAUACAAUUGAUAGAACGAUUCGACCUCAAAAUCAGGUCUACUUUAGUCAAUCACAAAUCCCAUCAGCUCAAAUUGGUCAAGUUCCUGAAAAGCCUAUAAGUUUACUAAUGAAUAACGAUAUAACCACCUAUCCAAGACAAUCAAAUCAGGGGAUUAAUUACCAAUCAACCUCCUAUUUACCGGGAAUGGCUACAGUUCAUAACAUCUGUGAAGAGGUUAAUCAAAUCAUCUCAAAUAUGUCUAGAGGUCAUUGUAUUGACCCUACGAGAGAUUCUCAUAUGAACAACGAAACCACAUCCAGACAUAUUACGAGGGAAGGUGAUCGUCCUUGUCUUACCGAAUUAACAAGUUCACUAAGAAGAACAUCCCUAAUGGGUCAAAUAUCUUCCCAUAACAUCCAGCAUACAAUUCAUCCUAAUCAAUCGCUUUCAAAGUGUCAAUUGGAGUUAACAGAUGAAAUUGUUGAUAGACCGAAGGUGAGAUACGAAGAGAAAGAUAUUCAAGAUAUUAUCAAAGGUAUUCAAAAGGAAAUUAGAAAACAAUCGAGAAGUAGAUCGAAAUCAAGACAAUUGAAGGAAAGGUGUAAACUUAAUGAAGCAGAAAACUCAAUGUACGAAGAUUAUUCUGCAACAGAAUUAGAAGAGAACUAUGAUUAUUGUAUGAGAAAUAUCAUGAAGAAAUUGGAAAAUCUAGAAGAUAUUAAAGGACUUGUUGCCAAAAGGAAGGUCAGCGUCGAGAAAAAGUUGAAUAGAUGUAGAAAAGAAACGUAUUGUUUGAACUCUUAUCAGUCGCCCAAAAAAUGCUUUAGGGCUACAGCGUCCUUUCGGAAUGAUGUUGAUUCAGAAAAGAGAAGGUUGGAGAAGGCUUUGUUCGCUUUGAAUUGCCAUCAAGAUAAACAGUGUAGGCCUAAUGAAGUUCGUUGUAAUGACGCUUGUUGCGAAAAUCAACCAAAUCAGCAUUCUAUUUGUAGAGAUGAUUUUACAGAAUAUCAAAAUAAUCAUUAUUGCGAAAAUAAUACGCUUGAGGAUGUUAACUUUAAACAUAUUAUGGAUUAUCAAGAUGGGCGUCUCUUAACUAGAACGGAGUCUAGCAGGAGAAUUAAAGAUAGAGAUGGCCGCGGGUUUUGUAAUAGUAAAUUGUAUCCUAAUAGAGGUUUAUCGCCUGUUCAAGUACACGUUCAUGUUAAUGACUAUCAAGGCAGACGUCGCCAUUCUGACAUCCCUCGGUUUACCGAUAACAAACUUGCUUCAGUAAACAACGUAAACAGCGGUGUCGCAUUACAUAAUGGAAAUAAGUCCUAUUAUAAGCCUAAUGUGUAUUCUGAAAAGGAAGUCCGAAAAGUAGACAGUAGGUUACAAAUGAAAAUCGAUCAUUAUAGGCCGCGUCGUAGAUCUCCGAUGUCUCGACAAAAGGAUAAAAUCUAUAUCUCAUCGACGAGAGGACUUAAUGAUUGUAUUACUAAUAGAAACCAUACAAGACGAUCAGUGUCAAGGACAGAUAAAAAGAAAAUUCCAAAAUUAAAUAUUCGUGUUGAUAGUAGGUCUAAGGAUAAAAGAAUUGGAAAUAUACCCAAUCGCGAAAGAUAUAGAAUAUCUAAAUUAUCCCAAGAAGAGAGCGUUGAGAGUUUUAUUAAAGAUAAUCAAAAUGUUUACUCCUAUAGAGAAAGAGAUUUUAUAACCUAUUCACCGAAAAUAGUUCCCAUUAACGAUAGUUCAACGCCUGCAACAAGCUUUGAUUCUAGAUACGAAGAGGAGCGAGAACCGUCGAAAAUUCGGUUAAGACGCAAUAGAUCUUCUUCCCCUACCCAAUUUAAUAUACACAUAAAGGAAGCGAGGAAAAGGGGAUUAAGGAACAAAACUCUUAAAUUUGCCGACGAAUCGUAUAAUCAGAAUAGUAAUCAUAAUUACGUACAAUUAAACGCCUGGGAAAACCGCUCCUCUUCCAUUCAAAUUGAAGAUAAUGUGAAUAGGGACAAUAAUUAUAAAGAGGGAGAAAAGAUUGAGAUAGAGGAAAGUGGGGAGGAGGAAGACACAAAGGAAAUAAAAAAUGAAAAGGAGAAAUCAUCUAAGAAGAUAAUGACAAGAGAGAAUCCCAAUUAUUCCCUCAAUUUCGAAAAGCCUCUAAUUCAAUUAGUAGAGUUGGCUAAACAAUUUCCAUCGAAUGAGCAAUCAACUAUCAAGAUAAAUACCAACUUGAAGUCGAUAGGAAAAGAGGUUAAGAAAGAAAUAUGCGAGGUCACUGAAAGAGAUAACAUAGUAAAUAUAGGAAAAUUUGAAACAGACACGAAUAUACAUUCGGAGAGUAGACUUACAAUUACGAAAAAUCAAGAUGCAUCACACAGCAAAAGGGAUAGUAAAGAAUUUGUUAAUAUAGAAUUGAGAAAGAAUUCUAGGUUAAAGAAAAAAAGCGAUUGUUGCGCGGUUGUUAGAGCAAUGGAAAAGCCUUUGAUGGAAGGAGUUGAAAAGGAUAUAGUGACAGAAUAUAUUGAAUAG
Dimorphilus gyrociliatus is the source of this 5767-nucleotide messenger RNA. NCBI's taxonomy places the organism in Eukaryota, Metazoa, Annelida, Polychaeta, Dinophilidae. The record is from the annotation of a GenBank genome assembly.